Molecule: messenger RNA, 9657 nt
Organism: Paralichthys olivaceus (Japanese flounder)
Lineage: Eukaryota; Metazoa; Chordata; Actinopteri; Pleuronectiformes; Paralichthyidae
Gene: ncor1
Product: nuclear receptor corepressor 1
Biological process (GO): negative regulation of transcription by RNA polymerase II
Cellular component (GO): chromatin
Molecular function (GO): nuclear thyroid hormone receptor binding; transcription corepressor activity
Source: RefSeq, a predicted model, not a curated record
UGUCAGGACAUAGACCGACAAAUGCGGCGCAGCCUUCAGUCCGCUCAGUCGUCCACAGUCCCCGACCCGCGGAUUUACAAUCAACUAUUCCCACAUAUUUCUGCCCGGGGAUUCCCACCUCUGCCAUCCGUAUAUAUUCUAAAUAUGAGGUGGUUUGUGUCUCCAAACAUGGUCUAGCUGAAGUGUCUGAUCCGUGAAGCCGCAGCAGCUCGGUAGCACUGAGCCAGGAUGUCCAGUAGCUCGGGCUACCCCCCCAGCCAGGGGAGCUUCAGCAGUGAGCAGAGCCGAUAUCCUUCCCAUUCUGUCCAGUACACCUUUACUGGCACACGUCACCAACAGGAUUUCACCAUCCCAGACUAUCGGACUCACAUGCAGGAUCCACAGGGUCGGAGAAGACCAUCUUUACUCUCUGAAUUCCACCCUGGAACUGAAAGGCCUCCAGAGAGACGCCAUGGUUACGAACAGCAGUUUCAUUCCAUCACAGCCCAGGCUGAUCAUGAGGCAUUGGAGUCUAAACGCCCUCGCAUGGAGACUCUUGCUGAGGCUCACCUUAACCGAACCCCUUCCACUGCUGGGGGUAUUGUCCUGCCCAUGCCUCAUACACUACACGACAGCCUCAGAGCCACUGUGGAAGUCAAAAAGGAAUCUCAGUUCACUGUCAAAGUGGAGUCCCCAUCCCAGGGAGGACAUACACUACACAUGGGGGAAGAUCAAGACAAUUCUCCUUCCAAACUAUCCAAAGAGGAGCUGAUCCAGAGUAUGGACCGUGUGGACAGGGAGAUUGCUAAAGUGGAGCAGCAGAUUUUCAAGCUGAAGAAAAAGCAGCAACAACUGGAGGAGGAAGCAGCAAAGCCAAUGGAGCCAGAAAAGCCAGUGACCCCUCCCCCAGUGGAGCACAAGCACCGCAGCAUAGUCCAAAUCAUCUACGAUGAGAACAGGAAAAAAGCUGAAGAAGCCCAUAAAAUUUUGGAAGGUCUUGGUCCCAAAGUUGAGCUGCCCCUGUACAAUCAGCCAUCAGACACAAAGGUGUACCAUGACAACAUCAAGACCAACCAAGUCAUGAGGAAGAAGCUGAUUUUGUUUUUUAAGCGGAGAAAUCAUGCUCGUAAACAAAGGGAACAGAAGAUCUGUCAGCGCUAUGACCAGCUGAUGGAGGCUUGGGAGAAGAAGGUGGAUCGAAUGGAGAACAACCCCAGACGCAAAGCCAAGGAGGGCCGAACACGGGAGUACUAUGAAAGACAAUUCCCGGAGAUCCGCAAGCAGAGAGAGCAGCAGGAGCGCUUCCAGAGGGUUGGACAAAGAGGGACGGGCCUUUCUGCAACAAUUGCAAGGAGCGAGCAUGAGAUUUCUGAAAUCAUAGAUGGCCUUUCUGAGCAGGAGAACAAUGAGAAACAGAUGAGACAGAUGUCAGUCAUCCCUCCCAUGAUGUACGACUCUGAGCAGAGGCGAGUCAAGUUCAUCAACAUGAAUGGACUGAUGGAUGACCCAAUGAAGGUGUACAAAGCCCGGCAGUUCAUGAAUGUUUGGACAGAACAUGAAAAGGAGAUAUUUAAGGAGAAGUUUGUCCAACACCCCAAGAACUUUGGCCUGAUUGCCUCCUAUCUAGAGAGAAAGUGUGUUGCCGACUGUGUCCUAUAUUACUACUUAACCAAGAAGAACCACAACUACAAGACGCUGGUGAGGCGAAAUUAUGGAAGACGGAGAGGAAGGAACCAGCAAAUAACACGUCCCUCACAAGAAGAGAAGACAGACGACAAAAACGAAGAGGACAAAUCUGAGAAGUCCGAGAAAAAAGAGGACGAGGAAAAGAAGGACGAGGAAGAGAAAGAUGAAAAGGAGGAUUCUAGGGACAUUGGCAAGGACAAAGACAAGUGUGACGGUGGGGAGGACGAGGACGGAAAGGAGCAAAACACGCCGCGUGGCAGGAAGACUGCCAACAGCCAGGGCCGUCGUAAGGGGAGAGUCACCACACGCUCCAUGGCCAAUGAGGCUGCAACUGUGGCGGCUGAGGAAGGACCUCCCUCUGCCUCUGAUCCUGCCUUACCAGAUCCUCCACAGCUCCCGAAAUCUGAUCCAGCACAGAAGGCCAUGAAGGAGGGUGCAAAAACUCCAGUGUCUGCCAUGGAUGCUAAUAAAGCUGGUGCUGCUGAAACCGGAGAAACUUCUCGCUGGACCGAGGAGGAGAUGGAGGUCGCCAAAAAAGGGCUUGUUGAGCAUGGGCGAAACUGGACAGCCAUUGCCAAAAUGGUGGGCACCAAAAGUGAGGCACAGUGCAAGAACUUCUACUUCAACUACAAGAGACGCCACAAUCUGGACAAUCUGCUCCAGCAGCAUAAGCAAGAUACAAGGCGGGCUCGUGCUGAUAGGUCUCAAGGUGAAGGUCUAGCCACAGCAUCACCUGAUGAUGAUGAGGACAAUGCAGAUGAUAGUGAAGGUGGUGACAACAGCUCAGAUACAGAGAGCGCCCCCUCCCCCUCUCAGGCUGACUCCUCAAAGUCUGGUGACUCCAAGAACGCUGCAGGAGAUGCUCACUGCUCUGACCAGGACAAAGGUCAGGCCAGCAAUGGAAAAGCCCAAGAGACCUCAUAUGGGGAACUUUGUGUCAAGGAAGAGAAAAGUCCAGAGAGUGAGACUGGAUCUCUGGAGGAAAGGUCCAGGGUGGCUCCCUAUGCUGGCUCAGUACAUCCCAAAACUGAACCUCAGGAUGUGGACAUGAAGACCGGAGAGGUUCAGGUGAAGAUGGAGCCUGAGAUGAAGGAAAAAGGAGAAAAAGGUGAUCAUGGCGAGAUGCAAAGGGAUCUCCAUUCAGAUAAUGACUCCAGUGCCACCUGCAGUGCUGACGAGGAUGUGGAAGCAGAGCCUGAAAGACAGAGAAUAUUCUCCAUGGACAAGCCUUCACUGCUCAACCCGCCAGGCUCGGUGCUGGUGUCCUCACCCAAGCAAGUGCAGCUCAACAUCCAGCAGCUGCAACAGAGGGCAGCUGCCAUCCCACCUAUGUUGCCCGGUCCUUUUGGUCCUGGUGGCGUGCCCAUCAGUGGUUUUGCCAUGUUGCAACACCAGAUCAAAGCGGUGCACGAUUCUGCCCACCAGGAGGAGAAGCAGAGGCAGGAUCAGGGAGAUCUGGAUCGCAGACCACCUUUCAACACACGCAGCCCCACCAUGCUUGACAGAGAUGGUAAGCUCUUAUCCUACUUGCCUUAUGACAUGAAGCUGGCUCUGGACCAGGAGGCCCACUCUGGUCUGCCAGGCUCUCCCUACAGACUCUCUCCCAGGGAGCUGAGCAGGGCCUCACCCCAGCCUGACCCCAACGCCCCCAGUGCCUCCCGCUACAGUGUGCCGCCAGUCCUUCACCCUGCUCCCAACCAGCUGGUCCAGAGUAUGACAGAUGGAGUUCGGGUGACAUUCAGCAGAUCCAGUCGACCUCCCAACAUUCCCUCUCCUCCUCCUCUCAUUCCAACCACCAAGCCCACGGACAAGCCGUCCUUCAUCCAAGGAGGCUCCAUCUCCCAGGGAACUCCUGGCACAUACCUCCCCCCCCAUGCUGUCUAUGGGCCAGAGGGGAAUAAGAGCGCCGUGGGCUCCAUUUCUCUUGGUCUGCCUCGGCAGCAGGAUCCCAGCAAACCUGGCGGUGCAGUUACAUCCAUACAGGAUGGCAGAUGCAACCCAGCAAAGGUAGGCGAGGGUCUGACUUACAGAGGAUCAAUUACUCAGGGCACACCAGCCCUGCCCCAGCCCAGCAUUGCUGCUGACCUCCUGAAGGGCACAAUCACAAAGCUGGCCACAGAGGACCUGAACAUCCCAGACAAAUCCAGAGGAGAACAGCUGGCUAAAGGUCAUGUCAUUUACGAAGGCAAGAGUGGUCACAUCCUCUCAUUUGAUGCUAUCAAGAACCCCAGGGAAAACACCCGCAGCCCCAGAACAGGCCAUGAGAUGAAACGCUCUUACGACAUGAUGGAGGGACCCAUGGGCAGGGGCCACACCGGCAGGGAAGGAGCGCCAUUCGAGGGUUUAAUUAGCAGAGCCUUGCCCAGAGAAGGAAUCCAUGGAGAUUCUAAGGAACGACCAAUGAUGACUGGAUCCAUCAUGCAAGGAACACCUAGAACUGCUGCAGAGACUUAUGAAGAUGCCAUGAAAUAUGGAAAACAGAUCAAGCGAGAGAGCCCACCAAUCCGGUCCUUCGAAGGGGGUAUUGGCAAAGGCAAGCCCUAUGAGGGUGUGAAUACUAUCAAAGAAAUGGGACGUUCUAUUCACGAAAUCCCCCGGCAAGAACUGUCUGGCCAGGACCUCUGCAAGACCCUUGACAUGUCAGACAGGAGGGUUAUGGAGGGAUCCAUAUCUCAGAUUCACCCUCACAACCAGACGACUAUCAAGCACGUCAAGUCCCUCAUCACCAGUCCCUCCAAGCUUCCCCACAGCAUGCCUCAACUUGAGGCCAUGGAACGAGCCAAAUACGAGGAGAGCAAGGCAGUACGCCACACCUCUGUGGUCAACUCUACCACCUCAGUCCUUCGCUCCACACACCAGGAGGCGGGCAAAUCGCAGCUCAGUCCAGGCAUGUACGAGGACGCCAAUGCUCGCAGGACCCCUGUCAACUACAGCACGAAUACCGCAUCCAGAGGUUCACCUAUGCUGGGACGUGGUGCUGAAGGUGGAAUGAGCUCUGUGAAAUCUGCUGCACAUGAAAGAAAGAGUGCCAUGACCCCAACACAGAGGGACAAUGUCCCAGCAAAGUCCCCUGUGUCGAGUGGUGACCCUGUAGCCACUCACAGCCCCUUCGACCCCCACCACCGGCCCGUUGUUCCUGGGGAAGUUUACCGACCCCACCUGCCUCCACAUCUUGACCCAACCCUGGCCUUCCACAGAGUGAUGGAUCCAGCAUUCAUGUUCGCCAGGCAGCCGUCACCAACAAACUACCACAACACCUACCAGCUGUACACCAUGGAGAACACGCGGCAGACCAUCCUCAACGAUUAUAUCACUUCCCAGCAGAUGCAAGUCAUUCCUCGGCCUGACAUGACCCGGGGAUUGUCACCGCGGGAACAGCCUGUCGCUAUCCCUUACCCAACUGGAGCACGAGGGAUUAUUGAUCUAGCCCAGAUGCCUGCAACUAUCCUGUUGCCUCACCCUGGGGGAACAGGUGCUCCCACUUUGGAACGCACCGCCUACCUCCCCGGAGCUCAGCCCCCUUUCAAUCCUAGGGCUUUCAACCCAAUCUCCAUAUCGCCAGGUCACCAAGCCCAUAUUGCGGCCACUGCUGCCGCCAGUGCAGAGAGGGAACGGGAGAGGGAGCGUGACCGGGAGCAGCAGGAGAAGGAGAGGGAGAGGGAGCAGCGUGAAAGGGAGAGGGAACGGGAGCGGGAAAUGAGAGAACGAGAGCGGGAACGAGAGCGGGACCGGGACCGGGAGCGAACCAAUGAAUACAUGCGUGGAAGUGGACAAGAACAACCGGGCCGGCCAGGGAGUCGAGGUUAUCUGCACUCCCCUUCUCCCUCCCUCAGGACACAAGACGUAGUAAUUCAACAACGGCCGAGCAUUUUCCAGGGCAAGAGUGUCAUCACCUCUCUAAUGCCUCAUUCAGCAGCAGCAACAGCAGCAGCACAAAGUAACUCUCGCUACAGUACUGCCGCUGAUGCUCUGGCUGCAUUGGUGGAUGCUGCAGCCUCUGCUCCACAGAUGGAUGUGUCCAAGGUGAAGGACAACAAACAUGAUCGGGAUGAUGAAAUGUCAUCAGCAGCUGCUGCUCGGCGAGCAGCCGAACAGCAGCAACAGGAGGCAGAAAGACGAUCCAUGCAGUCACCAUAUGGUGCUAUGUCUCUGCCGGGAGGUAAGCCCCAUCCAUCUUAUGCUGAGGGCCCUGGCGUUGGAGCUAAGGAUAAAGGACCUCAAACCUCAAAGUCACGUAUCGAAGAGGAGCUUCGGACCCGUGGAAAAACGACUAUCACAGCCGCUAGCUUCAUUGAUGUCAUCAUCACACGGCAGAUAGCAUCUGACAAAGACUCACGAGAGCGAGGCUCUCAGAGCUCUGACUCCUCUAGCAGCUUGUCAUCUAAUCGUUAUGACAAUACCAGUGGAGGAGCCAUUGAGGUGAUCAGUCCUGCUACUUCCCCAGUCCAGAUCCAACAGGACAAACCAGAAGAUGGGCAACAACAGUCAGCAGCUGGCAUACGGGCCUAUGACAUGAGUCGUUACCGACCAUCAGUGGAGCCACAACCCAGUUCCCAGCAGCCCCCCUCCUCCCAGGCAGAUAACUACUCUCAGGUCCAUAAGACUCACAGAGUCAUGACCUUGGCAGACCACAUUUCGCACAUCAUAACCCAGGACUUUGCCCGGAAUCAGGACCCUGCCCCGGUUUCUUCCUCAGCUUCUUCAACAUUCCAGAGCGUGGUGCCAUCUGUGUCCUCUUCAGGUCGCCCCAAGGUGCCCAGCCGCUACAGUCCUGAGAACCAGGUCCAGGCCCUACACCACCAAAGACCCUCCAGUAGAGUUUCACCAGAGAAUGCUCCUGACAAGCCCAGAUCCAGGCCGGGUAAGUCUCCAGAGCGAGGAGGCAGGCUGAUGGAGAACUACGAACCCAUUUCUCCACCACAGAGCUACCAAGUCAUGGACAAGCAAGAGGCUGCUGGGCCACCUCCACCUCAGAGGCGAGAUGCUGACAACUCUGAGAUCAGGAAUGACUCAAGGUCCCCGGGCAGUGUAAGCUAUCAUCCUUCCUUCUUCACUAAGCUGGAGAACACCUCGCAAAUGAUGAGAUCCAGGAAGCAGGAGAUCUUUCGUAUGUUGAACUCCUCUGGUGUCGGUGAUUCUGAUGUUGGAAAUGCGCAACCAGGCACAGAGAUUUUUAACUUGCCUGCUGUUACCAGCUCCGGGAGCAUCAACCCAAGGAAUCACUCCUUCAGUGAUCCAGCGAGUAACCUGGGCCUGGAGGACAUAAUCCGCAAGGCGUUGAUGGGUAACUUAGAGGAAAGACAGGAGGAGCAACAGGGAGGUGCAGUGGCUCAGUGUCCUAUCAACAACAUACCCAGCACAGGCAGUGAUGCCCGCCAGGAGGCAAACCCAUCACCCAGUAUGGUGAAGCAGAAGCAGGGCAAAGCCAACAGCCGGAAAUCCAAGUCACCUAAUCUUGGUCAGGCCUACGCUGGAGGGGAACGUCCCUCUUCAGUGUCCUCCGUCCACUCAGAGGGAGAUUAUCACAGACAAGCCCAACCCCAACCCCAGUGGAGUUGGGAUGACCGACCCUCGUCCACAGGAUCCAUGCAGUUCCCUUACAACCCACUGACCAUGCGCAUUCUUAGCAACACGCCACCAACCUGCAUAGCCUCACCCUCCAUACAGAGCCAGCAGCAGCAGCAGCAGCAGCAGCAGCAGCAACAGCAGCAGCAGCAGCCGCCGCCGCCUCCGACCGGAGCCCCUGUGGCCCAGCAGCGCGUUUGGCAGUCUCUGCUCUCAGAGCAAUAUGAGACCUUGUCUGACAGUGACGACUGAGCCCUGCUUGCAGCAGCUCCAAUAACCACAAGAGACACCUGCACUGAGGCUUGUCUGUUCACCCCCUCUCCCAGAACUAACCUUGCUCGCUGGCAAGUGUGACAUGUUGAUGGAGUGGUGUUAUUUUUUUAAUUUUGGUGCUAUGGCGCCCUCUGGCUGUUUGCUGAGAGUACGAGCAGCAGCCUGUGACAGGCAGGGUUCUCCAGAACGAGACUGGCUUUUGGUCCGGAAGCACUCACCCAGCCUGUCUGGAAAGUAAACAAGACUAGACUGAGGGGAUGACUUGAGCUAUAGUAAAGAUGAAGAAGUUAAUAUGUAAAAAGAAACAACAUAAGAGAUUAUUUCUGGAUUUUUUUUGAUUUCUGUAAGAUAUACUUUGUCUUUAAGAAAAUCAUUGUAUGUAAAUAGAGUAACCUUUUGCAGUGUUUUUCUUACCUUGAUUAUUACUUAUUUUAAUGUCGCUUUUAAAUUGAUCCACUUUAAACAGAAAGAGUAGGGGUUUAAUCUUUGAUAUCACAGUUGGUCUCUCCCAGUCCAUCUCCACCCCCAUGUCACCUGACCCCUAUUUUAAUAUUCUCACCAUAGCGACGCUAAGAGAGACCAGACCUGUGCUUUGUACUUGACCAUGAGUGGAGCAGUGAUUGUGCUGCCCUGCUCCAUCUAUCAAGCACCACCAGAGCCUGAAAAUCGCAAAUAUUCACGGACAAGACAAAACACAGACUAACAUUUCAAACCGCUUCAAUAUCUGACGCCUGUCUUCGCCACACAGUGAAGAUGAUGUAUGGAUCGUAAUUAUCAGAUGUUAGAUGUUAACUUCUGAAGAGACAGAAAAAGGUCUUCAAAGGUUAAGAACACUGGUGUUAUAGCAGAAAAGUGAAAGGUCUGAUAUAAGCUUCAUUUAGCCAGAAAAAGUAUAUCGUCAUGACUACUCCUGGUUCCAGUCUGAAUAACGAAAGUGAGCCAAUGAGUAUUUUUUUUUCCAAUAGAGUUGACCAUGGUGUGACACAUGUUGCUGUCUCUCUCUGCAGUUUCCAGCCUGUCCAGAAUGAUCUGCUCUGCAAUGUUGUCAUGGUAAAAAACAGUUAAGUUUGUCAGGAACCUUUUUUUCUUUGGACAGUUUUGCCAUGCCGUGUGACUUGAGAAAGAAGGCAGCUUUAAGUAAUUUUCUCAGAGAUAUACGUUGGUGUUUGAUGUUUGUAUUUGUUUCUGUAGUCCCUUUUUUUUUUAUACUAUCCUGACAAAAAUCUGAACUCUGUAAAUUGUCUUUCCGUUACACAAAAAGACAAAAACUAACCAAACAUAAAGAAUGGUCUGCACCAUUGUUGCACUUUUUUGCUUUGUAGCUUUUGACAACAAAGAGCAUACUACCUGCUGUGUAACUUAUUCAUCCUCCAGCACAGGAGUAUACUAAGAUGUGCUUUAAGGUUUUUUUCCCACAACUCACAGAAAUCUGGAUGUUUUGACUUCCUGUCUUUUCUUGUAGCUGGUACAUGAGUUUAUAGUGUGACACUUGCAUCACAGUUACAGUUUUAUUAAGUGUAUGGUACUGUUAAAUGUUUAGGAGUUUGCUGUCAUGGUAAUUCAAAACCAUGAUCACUUAAUCUCUGCUUUCAUUGUGUCAAUCAACAGGCUUAAAGCUUAGAAUAUUAAUUAUACUUGGUCAACAUCAUAAAUGGCAGUAACGUUCCUUUGCAAGUCUUUUUAUCUUAGAUAUGUGAAAGAAAUACCAUAUUUUUGGCUUUUUCUACUCUCACUUUGCUCAGUCAACUAAUCAGUUCCGCUCUAAACUUGAUAUUUUGUUUCUUCCUUUUACUCUGAAUCAUUUGUCUUUGCACAUGUUCAGAUUUUUAUUUCCUGUAAUUUUCAACAUCUUUGUUAUUCAUCCUGUCUAGACGGGAUGCUAUGUGUUUACAAAGGCAAUGAAAAAAAAGAGUUUACAAACUUGAAUCUUAAAGAAAAUCCGACAUGAAGCCGAAAAAGAAUUGGAGCAUCUUUUCAGCUCUCUAUCAAACACACAGUGGUGACUUUUUUGUCUUUUGGAAAUUAAGACUUGAAAAACCCGUGUAUCCUAUGAUGUUGAAAUGCAAUGUUUGUAUCGCACAAUGUCUCUUAGUAGGCUAUUACAAGAGUUCAGACCAAUCAAAUAAAGUGGAUCAGUUCUCCACCACUGAAAAA